Molecule: messenger RNA, 2130 nt
Organism: Mangifera indica (mango)
Lineage: Eukaryota; Viridiplantae; Streptophyta; Magnoliopsida; Sapindales; Anacardiaceae
Exons: 6
Coding region: 5-1981 (658 amino acids)
Molecular function (GO): protein binding
Source: RefSeq, a predicted model, not a curated record
CAGGAUGUUGACAGCUGACUUGGAAGCAGAUUAUAGUCCUCUGACUUCAUCUCAUCAAAAAUCGCCAGUGGCAGAAACGGAUAUAACAAGAAAAAGACGCAUAAAUUUGUAUCGAGCUGCUCUACGAGGUGACUGCAGGUAUGAGAUACAUCCAGAUGAUAUAACAGCUAAGAUCUCUGAGAGAGAGGACACCGCUCUCCACAUUGGGGCUCUUGUAAACUCCUCUGAAUUUGCUAUAAAACUGCUCCUUAAGCUGGACAAACUAGAGGAUUUAGUUGUGAAAAAUAAUUCUGGCAAUACGCCUUUUUGUCUUGCUGCUGCUUCCGGAGAGUUAAAACUUGCCAAGAAAAUGAUACAAGUUGCCGAGAGAAUGGUAAACGAGAAGAAAUAUGGAAACUUAGAAAUUGCAAUGAUAAAGGAGAAUAAAUAUGAAAAGUUAGAAGAGGUGGAAAUGAUGAAGCAUAAUGGACAGAACCUAGCACGGGUGAAAGGUUUUGACGAUACGUCACCACUUUUGUUCGCAGUUUUCUUCGGUCGUGAAGAAAUGGUAUAUUGGCUUUAUAAUCUCACUAAAACCUCCCUAGAACAUGAUGAUCGUAUCAAAUUGCUUCUUGCUCUCAUAAGGAAUGGUUUUCACGAAUUGGCGCUGCAAUUGGUGGAGGAAGACACAAAGUUAGCUACUGCUUAUGAUGAAAAUAAUAAGCAAACAGCAUUACAUGCCUUGGUUGAAUUGCCUUUUGCCAAUCAACAAGGAGUUUGGAAUAGAAUCAAGAGAUGCAUCAAGCGCUAUCACACGCUGCAAUUGCUAGAUAAGUACAAAGAGUCAGAGUCACCCAAUCAACAAGGAGGUUGGGAAAAAAUAAAGAAAUGCUUCAAAAGAGUUUUAUGCAGUAUUGAAAAGAUGUCCCCAGAAAUGAAAUUAGUCCAACACGUUUGGAAACUAGCUGUAUCCGGGCAUGACUUUGAUCAUCAUUCAAGUGCAUUAGAAACUGCCCGAAAACUGGUAUUCGUUGCUGCAGAACGAGGGAACAUCGAGUUUCUGAAAAUACUUAUUCGUGAAUAUCCUGAUUUGAUAUUCCAAGUGGAUGAUAAUGAUUAUAGCAUAUUCCACUUUGCUGUUAAGUAUCGUCACGAGGAAAUCUUCAGACUCGUACAUGAAAUAGGCUCAGCCAAAGAUUUUUUAGUUUCCAAGAAAGAUAAGGGUGACAACAACAUCCUGCAUUUGGCCGGGAUGUUGGCACCAUCAGAAAGGCUCCAUAGUGUAUCAGGAGCAGCACUGCAAAUGCAGCGAGAAUUGUUGUGGUUUGAGGAAGUGAAAAAGCUUUUGUAUCCCUCGGAUGUUCAAGCUAAAAAUAAUGGAAAUUCACUGGUUGGUAAUAAUAAUGAUGGGAAAUCAACUCAGAAGGAAGAUGGAAAAUCUCCAAGAGCCUUAUUUAGUGAUGAACAUAAGGAAUUAAAGCAGAAGGGAGAGAAAUGGAUGAAAGAUACAGCAAACUACUGCAUGGUUGUGGCGGCUCUUAUUACCACAAUGGUUUUUGCUAUAGCUUUGGCUGUACCAGGUGGCACCAAUGCCGAGACAGGGAGUCCUAAAUUCCUUGAUAAAAUUUCUUUCAAAAUUUUUAUUGUGUCAGAUGCGAUUUCACUGGUAUUAUCCACUUGCUCCAUAUUAACCUUCCUAUCUAUUCUCACUUCUCGCUACGCAGAAGAAGAUUUCCUUGAGCCAUUGCCAAGAAAGCUGAUUGUUGGACUUUCAACUCUUUGGUUAUCAAUAGCAGCAAUGAUGAUAGUGUUUUGUGCUGCUAUUUUUAUUCUCUUCAAAGAUGGAGUAUUAUGGAUUCCCAUUCUUGUUACUGCAAUUGGUUCUUUGCCAAUCAUCUUUUUCAUUAAACAACAAGUGUGGCUCUUCAUUGAUGUGCUGUGUUCGACCUAUACAAGUAGCUCUAUCUUCAAGCCAAGAAAGGGUACUCUUUUAUUCGAAUAAACGGAGACAAUCAAGUCUUAGAAGGGGAGAUGAUUCAUUGUCUUCAUAAUGUAAUACUCUAGUUUGGAUGUAUGCUCUUAAGAUUGGUACGGUUGUGCUUGUCUAUUAGAACAGUACUAUUUCAUAUAGAUAAAUAAAGAAAUUGGAAU